AUGGCCUGGGGCGAGGCCGUGGAGACCCGGGACUGGCGCCGGCGCCGGCUCGCGGGCGACGCCCCCGGGGGAGGAAAGCCCUCGGCUCGGCUCGGGGGGCGGCCGGCUGGGCCCGGCUCCGUGGGCGCGCCGCUGCCCCCCGCCCUCCACCCCGGUCACCCCCUCCCAGGGCAGCGCCAAGAGGGGGGCGCGGACUGGGGUCCCCCCCCCGCUGCCGCCUCUGGCUGCAUCUGGCGUCCGUGUGGCCGUCCGAGGCCCCGGGCGCAGGUAAAGCGCGGGGCUGGGGGGCGCAGAGCCGCCCCGGGGCUGGGAACUAGCGUGUCUCCGGGACUCUUGGGGACCCGCCCGCCCCAGUCGCCUGCUGCGCCUCCCGAUCCGCGCCGCUCCCGGACGCACCAGGCCGGAGCUGCUCGUGACUCCGCUCCCCGGGAGAGGAGGCCGGCGCCGGCCCGGGGAGGGCGCACGGGGGACGGCAGCGCCAGCGCCAGCGCCCCGGGGGGCACCAGGCCUCGGCGGCCCGGCCAGGCAGCUCACGAUUCUUCACCGACGCGUAAAAACCAGAUCGCCGCGGAGCCUCCAGCCUCUUGGGCGUCCCCGGAGCCCAGCGGGGGCCUCUCAAAGACGCGGCAGCCCCGGGGGACAGGGCUGUCCCCGCUGGAGCGCGAACCCCGGGACCCAACGCGGGGAGGCAGAAGGGCCGCCGGCCGGAGCGCUGAACGCCGGAGCGCAGCGGAAGCCCCGCGCCAGGCCGAGACCGGCGACCGGCGACCGGCGCCGCCGCGGCCGAGUCGCAGGAAGGUGGCCACGGGGGGGCCCUUCGGAAAGGCAGAAAUAAGAACACACUGUAAAGCCACGACGAUCAAACCAAUAUGGCAUCGCAAGAGGACCAGAGAACGGGAGAGAACGCGGAACCCCAAAAAUAGAUUUCAGCCUCCACCAGAACGUACCGGAUGUCACAGGUAGUAUUUCAGUUCAGCGGGAGAAGGGAAGAUUCCAGAAGGCACCGGAACAUUCAUCUGGAAGCAUCUGUAUCUCCAAAUAAAUUCCAGAUGGAUUAAAAAAUUGAAA
This is a messenger RNA of Lemur catta (Ring-tailed lemur), 1068 nucleotides long. RefSeq names its product translation initiation factor IF-2-like. The coding region runs from base 1 to 963 and encodes 320 amino acids. The transcript is spliced from 4 exons. NCBI's taxonomy places the organism in Eukaryota, Metazoa, Chordata, Mammalia, Primates, Lemuridae. The record is from RefSeq and is a predicted model, not a curated record.